Molecule: messenger RNA, 1011 nt
Organism: Auxenochlorella protothecoides
Lineage: Eukaryota; Viridiplantae; Chlorophyta; Trebouxiophyceae; Chlorellales; Chlorellaceae
Product: Peroxisome biogenesis protein 2
Exons: 3
Coding region: 1-1011 (336 amino acids)
Biological process (GO): protein import into peroxisome matrix
Cellular component (GO): peroxisomal membrane
Molecular function (GO): zinc ion binding
Source: RefSeq, a predicted model, not a curated record
AUGGUCAGGCUCCUGGCUGCGCCAGGCUCGGCGGACGUCAUGCGGUCCAGCCAGGUGGACGCCUCCCGUCUGGACGAGGAAUUGAGCCUGAUGCUGCGUGAGCAGUUCCUGGGAGCCUUCUCCCUCUUUCCACGGGGCACAGUGACCGCACACCUGCCCGAGAUCCAGCUGGCGUUGGAUGCCCUGAUCUUCUACCUGUCUGUCUGGAAGGACGCCCCCCUCCCCGGCAUGGCCCUCAUGAACCUACGCUUCCGGGACGAGCGCGCCGUGCCCCACUCCGCCUCUGGAGUCGGGGGACCCGGCCUGGCCAGGUCCCAGAAGGCGAUGUAUGGCCUGGGAGCGGUACUCCUGCGGUACGCCUGGGCCCGCGCCGGUCACGCCGCGGCGUCGGGCGGCUCGGACGGGGACGGCGGCUGGCGGGCGACAGCCUGGCAGGUGAUGCGCCGCGCCGAGACCGCAUACCGCCUCGCAGCCCUCGUCAACGCCAUUGCGUUCCUGAGGGCGGGCAAAUACAGGACGUUGCUGGAGAGGCUGAUCGGUGCCCGGCCGGUGUAUGUGCAGACCCAUGCCCCCCGCGCCAUCUCCUACGAGUACUUGAACCGGCAGCUGGUGUGGGGGGAGCUGUCCGAGCUCCUGCUCUUCGUGCUCCCCCUGUUCAACCUGGCCAGCGUCAAGCGCUCGCUGCGGCGCCUGCUCCCGCAGCCCGCGGCGCGGGGCGGCGCAUCGGGGCGGCAGACCGCCUGCGGGACCUGCGGCGCGGCCUUCCCCCUGCUCACGCCCGCCGCCGCGCUGCCCUGCGGCCAUGUGCACUGCUACUACUGCCUGCGCGCCCGGACGCAGGCGGACGCCCUGUGCGAGUGCGGCGUCUGCGGCCGGCGCGUGCAGGCCCUGUGCAGGUUGGGCCGGGGGCAGGUGGCCACCGCCCCUGCUGGCCUGGGUGGUGUGACCAAGGCAAUCCCCACUGGCAUGCAGAGUGCGUUGCUUGCUGGCCUGCCCGGGCCGCUGCGAUGA